Messenger RNA from Psylliodes chrysocephalus, 1867 nucleotides. The record is from the annotation of a GenBank genome assembly. Lineage: Eukaryota; Metazoa; Arthropoda; Insecta; Coleoptera; Chrysomelidae.
CCUCACUUUUCAGGCAUGUUAUAAACUUAUAAAUAAUAGUUUUUAAAAUAAAUGCUUAUCAAGUACAAAUGCAAUUAGAAUUAUGAGUACUCCAGUCGUUUCUUUAGAAAAAUCAUUAGAACAUUUUCAUCAUCUUACUAAAAAACCUGAACUAUUUUUGAACUCAGAAAAUGCUCUAUACGAUUCAGUAAAAAUCCAUUUAAAAGAAAUUUAUGAUUUUGCCAAAACUCAAGAAAAAAAAUUAAAUGGAUCAAAAGGUUUGUCUAAGUUACUAAUACAAAAAUUUGACACUGAACAAAUUUGGCAAGAAAUUGAACUUCAAAAUGAUGGUAUACUUACGAAGUCUCUAACUGAUGUUACAAAGCUAGUUGUUAAUAAAAAUAAAUUAGUGUUUACAAAUCUGAUUGAUGAAAACAAAUUAAAAGAUGUGGAUGAUGAUGGCGAAGAGAAUGAAAAUGAACUUGAAAACAUGUCUGACAUUGAUAAUGCAUCAGAUGAAGAGGACGAUAAAAAUGAUGAAGCAAUUUAUUCACACAAUUCUGAUGAUGAUGAAGAAGAAAUGGAAGUUGACAAUGCAGGUGAAGGUCUAGACAAAUUUACCAACAAGAAAAAAUCAGUUUUGGAUGACAAUUUCUUCAAGUUAGAUGAAAUGGAAACCUUCUUAAAUAAUGAAGACAAAAAAGAAAUGAAUCCAAAUGCCAUAAAAAAUACAGAAGAAUCAGAUUCUGAUGAAGAAGAGAGUAUUGAUUUAUUUGAAGAAGACGAAGCAAACUUAGAAGAGGAAACUGAUAAGAGCAGGACUGCAAAAUUCAAAGACUUUUUUAGGUCAAAUGAGCCUCAGAGAAAAGAAAUACCAAAAAGAAAUAAAUUUCUGGAAGAAAUGAGUGAUAAUGAUGGCGAACAGGUUCCAAAAUCUUCACUAGAAUUAAGACAGGAAAGACUUCAAAAAAGAAUAGAGCAAAUUGAAAAAAAUGCAAUUGCUGAGAAACCUUGGGCCCUCAAGGGAGAAAUUCUUGGUGAUAAUCGACCACAGAAUUCACUUUUAGAAGAAAUUUUGGAAUUUGAUUUAACUUCUAAACCAGCUCCUGUUAUAACAGAAAAUACUACUCUUCAGUUAGAAGAUAUCAUCAAACAAAGAAUUAAGGACAAAGUAUUUGACAGUGUAGUAAGAAAAGUAAAACCAGUAGAAACACCAUUAGAAUAUAAGAAAAAACUCACAUUAGAUCAAGAAAAGAGUAAACAUUCCCUUGCCCAGAUUUAUGAAAAAGAAUAUCUUGAUCAAAAAGCUGCAUUGGAUUCUGCUAAUGUUGAAAAAGAAGAGGAGGAACCAGCAGUACAUAAAGAAAUAAAAACAAUGAUGCGUGAUUUGUUUAAUAAACUGGAUGCACUGUCCAACUUUCAUUUCACUCCUAAACCUGCAUUACCAGAGCUCAGGAUUGUCAAUAAUUUACCAGCGAUUAACAUGGAAGAAGUUGCCCCUGUUACAGCCACUGAGGCUUCAUUACUGGCUCCAGAGGAAAUUGGAAAUAAGCCAAAAGGAGAUAUUUUGGGUAAUACUGAGAAAAUGAAAACUGAUAAAAACAGAGAGAGAAGGAAAAAGAAGUUGAAACAGAAGAAACACAAAGAAAUUAUUAGUAAAAAUAUGUUAUCUAAUGGAAAAGCUAAAGGAAAGGUCAAAAUGUCUGAGGUUCUUAAAAAUAGAAAUACACAGAAGAUGGAAGAAACUAGUUCUAAAGGGAUUAAAUCAUCUAAGGCAUUCUUUACUCAAUUACAAGAACAAGCACAAGUUCAUAUUGGUAAAAAACUUCAAAGUUCAGGAAAAAAGAAAGAUAAAAACAAAAUUGAAGCAAAAAAAAUUAAACUUUAG